GAGGUUAGAGUAUGAUUCAGAAAACUGUAAAGAAUCCAAAAUUCAUUUCACAACUCCCGCAAUAUCCUACGUUAUCAUUUCAACUUCUUUUUUAUUUUUAUUUUUUUUACACACCUCCAAUUUUAUUUACUAUAGUUUUCCAGAAGAUAAUUGUGUUUUUUCAAAAGAAGGUCGUAAAAUAAUCAACUUUUCUGUUAAAAAAAUAAAGUAAAAUUAUCACAAACAGCGAUAUCAGAGAUGGGUGAUUAAAUUCUUUGAUCUAUUACAGAUGGGAGAAGAAGAACAGACAAAACCAGCAGAAGAAGAUUCAAAGAAUUCUUCAGUUGUUGUUGCUGUUACUGGUGUAGAACAACCAAAAACUCAAGAAGAAAAGAUGGUGGUUUCAGAUGUCAGAAAUUCUGCUCUUCAGCCUUCUUGGUUUACACCUAAAAGGUUACUGGCAUUAUUUUGUGUGAUUAACUUGAUAAAUUACUUGGAUCGAGGAACAAUUGCUAGCAAUGGUGUGAAUGGCGAACGCAAGACUUGUUCUGGUGGUAAAUGCUCUGGUGGCAGUGGAAUUCAGGGAGAAUUCAACUUAAGCAAUUUUGAAGAUGGUGUGCUAUCAUCAGCUUUCAUGGUUGGACUCUUGUUAGCUUCCCCUAUUUUUGCUACAUUAGCAAAGAGUAUGAAUCCAUUUAGAUUAAUUGGAGUUGGAUUGUUGGUCUGGACUAUCGCUAUUGUUGGCUGUGCGUGCUCAUGGGAUUUCUGGUCCAUUUCCAUUGCCCGGAUGCUUGUUGGUGUAGGCGAGGCGUCAUUUAUCAGCCUUGCAGCCCCCUUCAUCGAUGAUAAUGCCCCUGAUACUCAGAGAACAGCAUGGCUUGGAUUUUUUUACAUGUGUAUACCAGUUGGAUAUGCAGUUGGCUAUAUUUUUGGCGGCCUGGUUGGAAGCCAUCUUGCGUGGCGUUGGGCUUUUUGGCUUGAGGCAAUUUUGAUGGUUCCAUUUGUUAUAUUAGGAUUUGUUAUGAAACCACUGCAGUUGAAAGGAUUUGCACCUGCUGGAUCCAAAAAGGCGUCCUCUGUCGAGACAGUUGCUCCUGAUGCACUAGAUUCAGAGAUUUUAGUUACUGGUGACAGUGAGGAGAAAAUUGAUGAUUUGGGUGAAGCUUCCAAAUCAGGGAAUGUAUUUACAAGAUUUUUAAGUGACAUGAAGGUGCUUCUUUCUGAGAAGGUUUAUGUUGUCAAUGUUCUAGGUUAUAUAUCUUACAACUUUGUUUUGGGUGCGUACUCAUACUGGGGACCAAAGGCUGGUUACAAUAUUUACAACAUGGCUAAUGCGGAUAUGGUCUUUGGUGGGAUUACAGUUGGUUGUGGAUUGGCUGGAACUAUAGGUGGAGGUCUCGUUCUUGAUUACAUUAACUCCACACUUUCCAAUGCUUUUAAGCUUCUCUCUGCUUCAACUUUUCUUGGAGCUGUGUUCUGCUUUGGUGCUUUCUGUUUCAAGAAAGAAAUAUAUUUCCUUAUUUUCUUCGCAAUUGGUGAACUACUUGUCUUUGCAACUCAGGCCCCUGUAAAUUAUGUAUGCCUUCACUCUGUUAAGCCCAGUCUACGUCCACUUUCUAUGGCCAUGUCCACGGUUUCAAUUCAUGUGUUUGGAGAUGUACCAUCCUCGCCCCUUGUUGGUGUUCUCCAGGAUCAUAUUCAUAAUUGGAGGAAGACAGCUCUAAUUUUGACUUCUAUUUUGUUUCUAGCAGCUGCAAUAUGGUUUAUAGGGAUCUUUUUCCGCAGUCCAGACAAAUUUAAUGAAGAGAGUGAACAUAAUAUCAGUGAACUUAACAACACAAACAAAGCACCACUGCUAGAUGAGGAGGCAAAUACUGCAUAGUUUGUUUGUUACAGCCUAUCUUGCUCGGGCUUUAUAAUUUGUCUCAGUAACAGAGGUUCAAACUCUUGACACUUCAUUUGACACUUGGACACAUAUACCCGUGUCCUACAUCAGUACGCAAGUUCGAGUAACAUCGGUUCCUGCUAUAAUUCUCAUAGAAACUGGCGUACACACGUUUCUGCAAUUGUAUAUAUUCCCUUUUGUGAUUAAUUGUUAGGAAUAUCUUUGUCUGCUUUUAUCCCUCACGUCUAAGAUUUUUGUAGGCGUUCGAUUCGUUCAUUUUCAGCAGUAGAGGAUCCUUGUGUUAGCUUUUCUUGAACAGCUAGUUGCCUGUAUAGAUUUAUCAUACAGUAGGAUUUAAGAAUUACUAUGGUUCAGGAUACUAAAGUUACCCAGAAUCGUAUCGUGCUUAUCCGAGAUAUCAAGCAAUUGGAAAUCUUUUUGGCUUUUAUA
Messenger RNA from Chenopodium quinoa (quinoa), 2314 nucleotides. RefSeq names its product probable sphingolipid transporter spinster homolog 2. Gene Ontology annotation, molecular function: transmembrane transporter activity. The record is from RefSeq and is a predicted model, not a curated record. Gene Ontology annotation, cellular component: membrane. Gene Ontology annotation, biological process: transmembrane transport. The transcript is spliced from 17 exons. Lineage: Eukaryota; Viridiplantae; Streptophyta; Magnoliopsida; Caryophyllales; Amaranthaceae. The coding region runs from base 269 to 1861 and encodes 530 amino acids.